AUGGCGAAAGAGUUGCGAAAGGCAGAGUCUCCCAUCUCUGGAGACGUAGAGUUCAGAGAGACUCGCGAGGGCUUACUGCCUGGCUCUCACACGUCAAGUGAUGUUGAGGAUGUGUUUGAGAGGGACCUCAACGUCACUGAGGAUGACCUCCUCGAAGCCAGAGAGGUCGCGGCCACAUUAUCUCUCCAAGAUGUCCGCAAAGUGAGACCAUCUCAUUCUAUUUUGGUCGGCAACGAAGACAUCUUCACCAACCCAGCCAACCACCAAAAAACAAUCCAAGAAAUAAAAAUCCAAGCAUCCCUCAUAACAAACAACUCGCCCUACUCCGAAGUCCGCGCCGUAGUCGACAACCGCGACGACCCAUCAAUGCCAUGCUCCACCAUCAGGGCCUGGUUCAUGGGCCUCAUCUUCUCAGCCGCCAUCGCCUUUGUGAAUGGCUUCUUUGAGAUGCGUCAGCCGCCUAUUGGUGUUUCUGCCAUGGUACCGCAGCUGCUUGCUUACCCGUUUGGAAAGUUUCUGGAAAAGACGUUGCCUGAUGUUGGCUUUACUGUCUUUGGUGUAAGGCAUAGUCUUAAUCCUGGGCCUUUUAAUAGAAAGGAGCAUAUGCUGAUAACCAUCAUGGCGAGUAUUUCUGUUGGGGCGCCAUAUACGAAUUAUAUCGCCUGGAUACAGUAUCUUCCUUUCUUCUUCAACCAGCCCUGGGCCAACAGCAUUGGAUAUCAGAUCCUCCUUGGUUUGUCUGCCAACUUUAUCGGUUAUGGUCUCGCCGGCCUCUGCAGACGCUUCCUGGUCUAUCCAUCAUACUGUGUAUGGCCAUCAAGUCUCGCCAUCGUCGCCUUGAACACUGCCUUCCACGGCGAGACCAACGCCCCCGUUCUAGGACCUUUCAAUCGCAUUUGGCACAUGUCUCGCCUCAAGUUCUUCAGCAUCGCCUCCGCCGCCAUGUUUUGCUACUUCUGGCUUCCCAACUACCUCUUUGCUGGUUUGACUUGGUUCAGCUGGAUGACGUGGAUUGCCCCCAACAACCGCGACCUGGCCAUCAUCACGGGAGGAUACACAGGACUCGGGUUGAAUCCAUUCUCGACGUUGGACUGGAACGUGGCUACUACCAUGGUCAACCCCCUCGUUAUUCCCAUCCACACAACCAUGAACGUCCUUGCUGGAGCCUUGUUGAGCUUCUGCGUUCUCGUCGGUAUCUACUAUGGGAAUGCCUACUCCAUGGCCUAUCUCCCCGUCAACUCGAACCGCGUGUUCGACCACUUUGGCGGGCUGUACAAUGUGUCGUUCAUCCUUGACCACCGUGGACUAUUCGACGCCGAAAAGUACGAGGCAUACUCUCCCGCUUUUCUCUCUGCCGGCAACUACAUCAUGUACCUGUUCUUUUUUGCAGUUUACUCAGCCGCCAUCACAUACGGUGUUCUAUAUCAUCAUCGACAUAUUGCCAUGGGCUUCCGAGACCUGAUCAAUAGUUUUCGUCCGUCCAAGAAGCAGGAAGUUGAGUCUGAGCAGGUGCUCGACGUGCAUAACCGCCUCAUGAAGUCUUACCCCGAGGUGCCAGAGUGGUGGUUCAUGAUAUGCCUCGCUUUCGCUUUCAUCGUCGGCAUAGUCGCCAUCACUCAGUGGCCUACUCAUACCUCACCAGCUGUGGUACCCUUCGGCGUUAUUCUUACUCUCAUAUUUAUCGUGCCUAUUGGCAUCAUCAGUGCCACAACCGGCAUCGAGGUGCCCCUGAAUGUUCUAUCCGAGUUCCUCGGUGGCUCCUUUGUCGAAGGAAAUGCCCUCUCGCUGAGUCUCUUCAAGGCAUUUGGCUACACCACCUGCACUCACGCAAUUCACUUUAGCGUCGACAUGAAAUUGGCUCACUACCUCAAACUCCCGCCACGGUUCACGUUUUGGGCGCAGAUGGUCCCGACUCUUGUCUCGACCUUUGUAUAUGUCGGUAUUCUUCAGUAUCAGAUGCACCUGGAGAACAUUUGCACGCCGAAUGCGCCGUACCGCUUUACUUGCCCUAGUCUCAACAGCUUCUUCACGAGUGCCGUUCUCUGGGGAACCAUUGGACCUAGAAAGUUGUUUGGGCCUGGAGGACAGUACGUCGAGACUCUGGUUGGCUUCCCAGUUGGUGUGCUCGUGGUGGUGAUUUUCUGGUGGCUUGGAAAGAAGUAUCCCAAGAACAGGAUCAUCCGGAGCACGCACCCAGUCGUUCUUCUCAAGGGCGGACAUGUCUGGGCGCCGUAUAACAUUGGCUACCUCUUGCCCGCUGUGCCUAUCGCCUGGUUCUCCUGGAUGUACAUCAAGAAGCGAUAUCUCGGUCUUUGGGCCAAGUACAACUACAUCCUGGCAGCCGCAUUUUCUGUUGGAAUUGCCCUCUCGGCCCUCAUCACCUUCUUUGCUCUUCAGUAUAACGGCAUCAAGCUUGACUGGUGGGGGAAUAGGGUCCCAUUCCAGGGCUGUGAUGGCACCAGUUCGUGUGUGCUAAAGUCGCUGUUACCGGGGGAGUAUUUUGGUCCUCGAAUUGGAGACUUCCAUUGA
Molecule: messenger RNA, 2529 nt
Organism: Fusarium vanettenii 77-13-4
Lineage: Eukaryota; Fungi; Ascomycota; Sordariomycetes; Hypocreales; Nectriaceae
Exons: 4
Coding region: 1-2529 (842 amino acids)
Biological process (GO): transmembrane transport
Molecular function (GO): oligopeptide transmembrane transporter activity
Source: RefSeq, a predicted model, not a curated record